AUGCUGAAGAACAAGCAUUCACAUUGUUCGUCAUUGGCCAUCUGCGCAAUCCCGAAUAUCGCCAUCGAACCGUUUAUUUUCAGAGAUCGCCUCACCGCAGCUGCCCUCGGCUCGUCCGAUGCGCCAGCCGCCCAAUCACUUGCCGCCGUUGCCACCCGGCACAUCGUCACAACAGCAGUCGCCUUUGCUGGUUUUCGA
Molecule: messenger RNA, 198 nt
Organism: Mesorhabditis spiculigera
Lineage: Eukaryota; Metazoa; Nematoda; Chromadorea; Rhabditida; Rhabditidae
Source: the annotation of a GenBank genome assembly